UGAUCCCUUGGCCUGGCUUUUUGUUUUCUUUUCCUUUUUGUAAACCGGAUUUAUUAGGAUUUUCUUCCUCCGGGUGGGCAAGGAGAGGGAGGGAGAGAUGUUAGCGAGAAAGUUGGCAUCUUUUGCCCCCGUCCUCACCAAAAGCCCUUCUUCCUCCGCACCUUCGACGCUUCUGAGGCAUCUCCAAUAUCCGCUUUUCUUCUCUUCUAGUUCCUCGGAGCAGGCCACAAGCAGCAGCAGCAAGAAGAGAUCUUGGGGCCGAAGGGUGUUUCCAAUCGCGUUGAUCAGCGUUACCGGAGGUUUAGCUCUCAGUGCUCUCAAUGACCUCGCCAUCUUUCAUGGCUGCACCAGUAAGGCAAUUGAAAAGGCUAGCCAGAAUCAGAAAAUUGUAGAGACUCUUGGUGUGCCACUUGUAAGAGGUCCAUGGUAUGAUGCAUCUCUUGCAGUUGGUCAUAAGAGACAUUCAGUAUCUUGCACAUUCCCUGUUUCUGGGCCACAAGGAUCUGGCAUUUUCCAGUUGAAGGCCAUCCGUGUUGGAGACCUUCCACUUAGAGCACAUGCGAAAGAUGUUCGAUCUCUUUUAACCUUUGUUGUUCAUUGGUUCCAUGACCCAAACUAGCUCGGCAUGGAAGUCAGCUUCAUCUAGAAGUUAAUGCCUUGCAAGAGGAUACUACAUUUUCAUUUCUCCGGCACCAUGACUGGGACAUACUAAUUAUGGAGGCUCUUCUUCAUGUUCCUUCCAAUGACGAGAAGCACCGGACAUUACGAAUAAGCCUCACCGACGAUUUCCCUCUCAGUUCCCCUGUGGAAUGCCAGGAUUGCAGAUCUCCAGAAUCAGAGAUUCCAGAGAAGUGAACCUGGCUUCUGAGUGUAAACGGGCCCUUUGCCUAAUAAUAGAAAUCCUCAGACUAUGCUUUUUAUAUGACAUGUAUGAAUAAAACGGAAUUAGAUGUUGUGAGGAUUUUAAGGCCCACUGUGGAUGCCCUUCUUUUGUUAAAAAAAAAAAACAAAGGUUACAGUGAAUUAUAUUUCAGGUCUCCUGCUUGUCACUAAUUUCAUUAUGAAGCCAAACAUGAUUUGGAGGUAAAUUUAUCUAUUGGAGUUC
Elaeis guineensis (African oil palm) is the source of this 1105-nucleotide messenger RNA. RefSeq lists its product as uncharacterized. Lineage: Eukaryota; Viridiplantae; Streptophyta; Magnoliopsida; Arecales; Arecaceae. The record is from RefSeq and is a predicted model, not a curated record.